AUGGAGGAAGAAUACAUGGAGGCUGUGGAGAGCUAUUUGGAAUGGCAAGGAGAGGAGCAGAAGGAGGAAUUGGAGAGAAAGAGGGAGGAGGUCUGGCAGGCUGCAGAGAGGUGGGCUAAGGAGAUGGAGGAGGCAUUGAGAGAGGCAGCUCAGAGAGAGGCUGAGGAGAGAGAGGCCACAGAGGCUGCAGCAAGAGCUUCAGUCUCAGAGGUAGAGGAGAAGGAGAUGGUUACAGAGGAUAGAUUGCAGAUGACCCUCACGAAGGCCAUUGAUUUUCAGCUGCAUCAAGUGCUGGCAGAACAGUUUAGUCCUAGCCUCAGUCUUCACUUUAAGAAGGUGACUGGCCAUAUGCCUCUGGAGUCCAAUGGGCUGGACCAUCAAGAAUAG
Messenger RNA from Guyanagaster necrorhizus, 387 nucleotides. RefSeq lists its product as uncharacterized. The record is from RefSeq and is a predicted model, not a curated record. NCBI's taxonomy places the organism in Eukaryota, Fungi, Basidiomycota, Agaricomycetes, Agaricales, Physalacriaceae. Bases 1 to 387 code for a protein of 128 amino acids. The transcript is spliced from 3 exons.